AUGCCUUCCUUCACCAAGACCAUCCUCACCGCCGUUGCCGGCGCCGCCACCGUCUCGGCCCACGGUCACAUCUCCAAGGUCACUGCCGGCGGCAAGGAGUUCCCCGGCUUCAGCCCCUUCAACGGCAUCAACGCCCAGACCCUGACCGCCCAGACCGUUGGUUGGGGCACCCUGCAGAGCGACAACGGCUUCGUCCCCGUCUCGUCUCUGGGCAAUUCUGACAUCGCCUGUCACAAGAGCUCUAAGGCUGCUCCGGCCUCGGUCACCAUCGCGGCCGGUAGCUCCAUGACCAUCCAGUGGGACACCUGGCCCGACAGCCACAAGGGCCCCGUCAUCAACUACCUGGCCGACUGCGGCUCCGCCGGCUGCGACAAGGCCGACGCUUCCUCGCUCAACUUCUUCAAGAUCAGCGAGGCCGGCCUCGAGAACGGCGUCUGGGCCGCCGACCAGCUCAUCAAGGACGGCAACAAGGCCACCGUCACCAUCCCCAGCUCCCUGGCUGCUGGCAAGUACGUCCUCCGCCACGAGAUCAUCGCCCUCCACGAGGGUAACCGCGAGGGUGGUGCCCAGAUGUACCCCCAGUGCGUGAACCUCGAGGUCACGGGAGGCGGCUCCGACAAGCCUACCGGUGUCAAGGCCACGUCCCUCUACAAGGCCACCGACGCCGGUAUCCUCUUCGACAUCUACAACAACCCCACCAGCUACCCCAUCCCCGGUCCCAAGAUCGCGGUUUCCGGUGGCGGUGCUACCGGUGGUGGCAACAACAGCACUGGCAGCGGUAGCAACAACAACAACAACAACACCGGUGGCAGCAAGAACAACAACACUGGCGGCAGCAAGAACAACAACACCGGUGGUAGCAAGAACAACAACACUGGCGGCAGCAAGAACAACAGCGACGACUCCUGCCGUGUCGCCAAGCGCGAGGCCCGCAACCGUCGCCGCGAGGUUGCUCGUCUGGCCGCUGCCCUCGCCGAGGCUCUUGCCGCUGAGCAGUAA
Pyricularia pennisetigena is the source of this 999-nucleotide messenger RNA. RefSeq lists its product as uncharacterized. The coding region runs from base 1 to 999 and encodes 332 amino acids. The record is from RefSeq and is a predicted model, not a curated record. The transcript has a single exon. Lineage: Eukaryota; Fungi; Ascomycota; Sordariomycetes; Magnaporthales; Pyriculariaceae.